CUUCUGAGAUAAGGCAGAGAACCGCAACAAGCGGCACAAUGGAAUCGCUGCCUGUUUAUCAUGGGGCCAUCAGCCGAGAGAUGUGUGAGAGGCGCCUGGGUGAGGCUGGCAGGAAUGGCAGUUACUUAAUACGAGACAGUGAAAGUGUCCCUGGUUCUUACUGUCUCUGUGUUCUGUACAGUGGCUAUGUGUACACUUACCGCAUACAGCAAGACAAUGCAGGCUCCUGGUCAGCAGAGACUGCAGCUGGUCAACAGAAACGCUUGUUUCGUAAAGUGAAGAAUUUGAUAAGUGCUUUUGAGAAACCAGACCAGGGAAUUGCCACUCCUUUACUCUACCCUGUGACUGUUCAGAAUUCUAAUAAUCAUCCCAAAUAAACACCUCAGCCAGAUUAUGAGCUGAAAGAUUCUGACA
Messenger RNA from Silurus meridionalis, 414 nucleotides. It is a transcript of the gene sh2d1ab, whose product is annotated as SH2 domain containing 1A duplicate b. Lineage: Eukaryota; Metazoa; Chordata; Actinopteri; Siluriformes; Siluridae. The transcript has 3 exons. The record is from RefSeq and is a predicted model, not a curated record. Bases 39 to 377 code for a protein of 112 amino acids.